UCCAAAGCAAUUGCUGUCGACGCUGAUAAAGAUCAUCAUCGACGAGAUGAGGAAGACUUGCCAGAAACAGCCAAUCGUGUGCGGUUACAUCCCUACAGAAGACAUUUACGAGCCGCUGAAGUUGAUGCAAUCCGUGAUCAUGAAGACCAACGAGGUCUGCCUAAGGUACCUGGAGAACAGCACCCUCUGCACGCUGCCGUCCCCUGGACCCUCCUACAACGUGGUCACCUGUUGCGCGAUGAAGAACACCAGGCGCAAGAUGGAGGACAGACACACGAUCAUCAAUGACCUGAACACGAUCUUCAAUGAUCAGGAAGCAAGUCCGUCCAGCUAUUAUGCGAUAUUCGAUGGUCACGCCGGCCACGAUGCGGCCGCCUACAGCGCGGCCCACCUCCAUCAGUACCUGGCGGAGAGCAGACACUUCGUCUCCAAUCCAGAGCAGGCUCUGAUCGAUGCCUUCUGCAAAACGGAUGCACUGUUCAUUGAGAAAUGCAAAGUUGAGAAUUUCAGCAGUGGAACUACUGCCGUAUGCGCAUUGCUCCGUCCGAAAGAGAAGAGCCUUUAUAUUGCCUGGGUUGGCGAUUCGCAGGCCCUAAUUGCCAAUCAGGGCAAGAUACUUCAAUGCGUCAACCCCCAUAAACCCUUCAGACCGGACGAGAAGGAGCGCAUUGAGAACGAGGGCGGAAUGAUUAUCUACUGGGGCACGUGGAGGGUUAACGGGCAGUUGGCAGUCUCCAGAGCUAUCGGCGAUGCGGAGUACAAGCCUUUCGUUAUUGCUGUACCGGAAGUCAGGGAGAUUCCGUUAUCCGGAUCCGAAGAUUUCAUCAUCCUGGCCUGCGAUGGCCUCUGGGAUUUCCUCAGCGAGGAGGAUGCGGCGAUGCUGGUGUACAAGAUGGUCUUCGAUAAUCCAGGGUGA
Messenger RNA from Nicrophorus vespilloides, 916 nucleotides. RefSeq names its product protein phosphatase 1E-like. Gene Ontology annotation, molecular function: protein serine/threonine phosphatase activity; cation binding. The transcript has 6 exons. Bases 47 to 916 code for a protein of 289 amino acids. Lineage: Eukaryota; Metazoa; Arthropoda; Insecta; Coleoptera; Silphidae. Gene Ontology annotation, biological process: protein dephosphorylation; negative regulation of protein kinase activity. The record is from RefSeq and is a predicted model, not a curated record.